UAUAAAAGUAAAAAGAAAAGAAAAAUAAGGGAGAAAAAUAGAAAGAGGAAGAGAAAGAGAGAUAGAGAAACAGAGCUUACAGAGCCUCCAUCGCUCUCUUUUCGCCGAUCGGAUCAUCGAAUCCCUUUUUCUUUUUUUUUUUUUUUGGAGAAUCCCAAAGUUUUGCAUUUUCGAAACCUUGAGUUUUUAGCUCUUUCUCUUUCUCGUCCUAAUAUUUUUAUUUUAUUUUUCAAUCAAAAUUUUGUUCUCCGUUUUGAGUGUUUUUCCCGGUCGAUCAACUUGUCGACUUAGAAAAAAAAGAGGAAAGGAAAAUCCAAUUUUGUUUAAUUAGGGUUUGAUAUGGCUGCAAAUAUUAAUACGGCUAAUUUCAAUACCUCCGCUGCAGCGACAGCUGUUAAUCACUCUCCCAGUAGCCCUAACCAAUCACGUCGUGCCACGAGGGCAGUUUCUUCGCCCUGGACUCAAAUCGUCCGUGGAGAAUCGGAGCCGAUCGCGGCUGUUCCUUUAUCGCCUUCUUCCUCUUCUUCGUCGUCACCAUCAAGGGCUGUGAUUGAGCCACCUGCUACCAACGUGGUCGAAGAGGAAGGCGUGGAGAAUGCGAGUGCUGGGCCCAAUGGCAAUGCCGGUAAGAGGCCGGCUUGGAACAAGCCUUCUAACGGUGCUGCCGAGAUUGGGUCCGUUAUGGGGGCCCACAUGUGGCCUGCUUUGUCUGAGUCCGCUAGGGUUUCUUCCAAAUCCUCUUCUGAUUCACCCAGAGCUUCAGCGGAUGGAUCAUCUUCUCCUGUUGUCCCUGUUUCCCAGGGGAGUGGAAGUGCAUUAUUGUCAUCGUCUUCACAGAAACAAGUGAACAACAGUGCAGACUCAAAUUCAAAUUCAACUCCAAACCAUUCAAUGCCUGCACGCCAGAGGUCAAUGAAGCGAAAUAAUAAUAACUCAGCAUCUAAUGGUGGCCUCUCCCAGCCACCACCUCAGAGUUCUAUGGUUGAAGCACCUGUGAAUAGCCCUUCUUCUAAGGACCAUAUGCAGAGAAGUGGAUUUGUGUCACAGCCUCAUACUGGUGGUAAUGAUCACCCACACCCUCGGAAUUCAUUCAGACAUCGUAAUGGUGGUUCGCAUCCACGAGGAGAUGGUUCUCACCAUCAGAAUUAUGGAGGCAGGCGCAAUCAUGACCAUGGAAAUCAUGAUUGGAAUGGUCGAAACUUUAAUAGUAGGGAUGGUCACAUGCAGCCAAGAGUUGUUCCCAGGUUAAUGAGGCAUCCGCCGCCACCUCCACCACCUAAUACUGCAGCAUUUAUUGCUCCCCCGCAUGUGAUCCCUUUUGCCGGUCCCAUUGGAUUUCCCGAAUUGCCAUCUAAUGUUUAUUUAGUCCCAGCUCCUCCUCCAGAGUCGCUUAGAGGUGUGCCAUUUGUUGCACAAAUGCCCCCGGUGUUUUUCCCUGCUCCAGAGCCUCAAGACCAUUUGUUGCAUGCUAGUAUCGUGAAUCAGAUUGAUUAUUAUUUCAGUGAUGAAAAUCUAGUUAGGGAUAUAUACUUGCGGAAGAACAUGGAUGACCAGGGCUGGGUUCCUAUUAAAUUAAUAGCAGGCUUCAAAAAGGUUUCACUUUUGACUGAUAAUAUUCAACUUAUAUUGGAUGCUCUGCAGAGUUCAACAGUUGUGGAAGUGCAGGGUGACAAAGUAAGGAAGCGGAGUGAUUGGAUGCGAUGGAUAAUGCCACCUUCUGUUCAGUUCCCUAUCAUGUCUGUUCAGGAUGUUACGCUGGUUGCUCGUGUUCAAAAUAUUUCAUUGGAUCAGAGAAAUGGUAAGCAGAGUGGUCCAAGGAGCCAAGAAGAUUCUCAUGCUGAUGGACUAUCAGGUAGAUCAUCAUCGGGGGACUUCAAUAAUCAGUCACAGCUAUUCAGAAGUGAGGGAACUGUUGUCGCUGCUCAAGGUGGUGCCGCAAGUAAUUCAAAAUAAGCUAAAUGUGUCACAACACAUUUCUUUGCUAAAGUUCCUCUGGAAGAUAGAGCCGAGGAUGCUUUUGAGACCAUGGGUGAUUAUCUUGCCUUUCUUGAAGAAAGUGGUUUUGCCUUGGCACGAUGAAAUAUGAUUCAUCGUGCAGCAAAUUAGAGAAAACAUUACAAGAAAACGAAAACAAGAUCUGGAAAAAGAAAAAAAAGAAUUUGAACCUUUUAGACUUGAGCUAGUAGCACGAAAUUAUUGUGGCUGUAUGUAUUGGUUUUUUUUAAAAACGGGGUUUCUUUCACUAUUUGUGGUGGCUUGAUUGGUGUUUGAAUCUGGGGAGUUUUGAUUUGCUUCCCCUAGUUACCCCUCAGCUGUUUUUUUUUUUAACAUGGUUUCCUCCCUUCAAGGCCUACAUCAUUUACCAAGAAUUGCAUUUUAUUUAUGUAUCUAUAGAUGUCAAGGACGUGCA
Molecule: messenger RNA, 2410 nt
Organism: Durio zibethinus
Lineage: Eukaryota; Viridiplantae; Streptophyta; Magnoliopsida; Malvales; Malvaceae
Gene: LARP1C
Product: winged-helix DNA-binding transcription factor family protein
Molecular function (GO): RNA binding
Source: RefSeq, a predicted model, not a curated record